AACCAUAAUUGACAUGCUAAAUAAUUGGCUAUGCCAUGUCAACGCAUUCAGUACGCCAUUGAUCGAUGAUUGAUUCGGAUAUUUGGCGAUUUUGUUCCGUGCUUUAAAUAGAGACACAUAAUUUCAGUUGCGUUUCAAUUAUUCAUUUUUGGACACAGGCACAUUGAACGUGACAAAAUGAAUGGCAAUGACGACCCACGAUACAAUACGGACAAGUCGUCAAUGGAUAUGCGAAAAACACUGACGGCUCUGGAAAGAAACACCCAUAAGUUUGUCCAAGAACACAAUGAUCUGUCAAAGAAAGCCGAGCACCUCAAAUACAAAUGCUUCAUCGAGGAACGCAAUGAUUGCCGAUCGGGACAAUCAGACCCACGCUAUCGUGCAAGCAGUGUUGGACAAGAAUUGCGCGAAACAUUAUCGACGCUUCAAAAAACCACGUACACAUUCAUUCGCGAACACGAUGAACUGGCAAAUCGAGCCGAAUACUUGAAGUACACCGAUUUCGUUAGGCAACGUGAAAAGCACAAUGAAUAAACAACUCAGGCCAAACGUACAACAAAAAACGUUAAAUUUCAUGGUUCAGCGGAUCUAUUCAACCUGCUAAUUUUAGUUGUACGUUUUAGCAAAUCGAAAUCAAUCGUUGCAUUGUACCGAAGCCAAACCGAUUGAAAUAAAUACAACAAUAUCGUGUAUUUGCAAAUCAAAAAUGUUUGAUAUUUUCCUGUUUUUUUCUUCGUAUAAUCAAAUCUAUAACCAAGCAUAACAACGGCAUGAAUCGAAUGUUUCAUUUCAGUGGCAAGUCUCAUGCUUGUUCGCAAAAUGCAAUCAAACUUUUGACUGUCAGCUGUUCUUCUGUUGUUGUAUGA
Messenger RNA from Sitodiplosis mosellana (orange wheat blossom midge), 866 nucleotides. RefSeq lists its product as uncharacterized. Lineage: Eukaryota; Metazoa; Arthropoda; Insecta; Diptera; Cecidomyiidae. The transcript is spliced from 3 exons. The coding region runs from base 178 to 534 and encodes 118 amino acids. The record is from RefSeq and is a predicted model, not a curated record.